GAGUCUGAAUCAUCGAUAGGGAGACUGUCGGAUCUAAGAAUCUAGAGUGAUGGGACCAGAGUGAAGGAACAGCCGCGAGUGAUCACUCUCCAAGCCGGUUAUGACAGGCAGUGGCACCCGGUGUGUGUGAGGUUAGUGUGGUGUUCUCUCUCUCUAGACAGAGCUGAACUGAGGUGAAGGGUCAGGAUGACUUCAGCCUGUGCUGAGAUAUGUGGGUCAGACUACGCUGAACAGACGCAGCAUGACCAGCGAUACGGAGUCAGAUCAUACCUCCACCAGUUCUAUGAGGAGUGUACCGCCUCUAUCUGGGAACGCGACGAAGACUUUCAGAUUCAGAGAUCGCCUAGUCGGUGGAGCUCUGUCCUCUGGAAGGUCUGUCUAGCGUUAGGAACCCUGAUCCUGGUGACAGGCCUCAUCGUCCUACUGGUGGGCUACGCCACCCCGACUAAGAUCGAAGCGUUCGGGGAGGAAGAGCUCCUCUUCGUGGACAGCCACGCUGUGCGCUUCAACCGAGCCCUGGAUGUGUGCAAGCUGACGGGCGCCGUGCUGUUCUGCGUGGGUGGCAGCCUGAUGGCUGUAGGUCUCCUCCUCUCGGCCUUCUCUAAGAGCUACUCCAAGGAGGAGCUGUACCUGCAGCAGAAGUUUAAGGAGAGGCUGGUUGAUAUCCAGAAAACGGUCCAUCCCAUCACCAGAGCCCCUACUCCGGGGGAGAGUAAGAUCCCUGUCACCCUGUCUAAAGUGCAGAGUGUCCAGCCCAACUCAGAGACAUAACAGUUAUCAACAUAGUAGUGACGGUGAAUCAUCAGUGGUGUACAUGUGUCCUUGUUCCUAACCCUUCUAAAGGUCAGCUUACGUCAUCUUAGUACUACUCCAGGAAAAACAAACCCUCUGUAUCCAGAACACACACUAAAGGCUGCAGGAGGUAUCACACAGCUGAUUUCAUGUAAUGCUGUGUUAGUGAGUGUCAACUACUGGCUGGGUUCCAAUCAGCUUACGUGAUUAUAGUACCUAGACCAAGAUAACUAACAUACUCGCUGUAUAGAGCAGUGGUUCUCAUCCUGGGGUACAUGUACCCAUGGGGUACUUAGCCUAUCCACAGGGGGUACUUAUCCUAUCCACAGGGGGUACUCAUCCUAUCCACAGGGGGUACUUAUCCUAUCCACAAGGGGUACUUAUCCUAUCCACAGGGGGUACUUAUCCUAUCCACAGGGGGUACGUAGCCUAUCCACAGGGGGUACGUAGCCUAUCC
Coregonus clupeaformis (lake whitefish) is the source of this 1249-nucleotide messenger RNA. RefSeq names its product neurensin-1-like. Gene Ontology annotation, biological process: nervous system development. Bases 187 to 771 code for a protein of 194 amino acids. Gene Ontology annotation, cellular component: neuron projection; neuronal cell body; transport vesicle. The record is from RefSeq and is a predicted model, not a curated record. The transcript has 3 exons. NCBI's taxonomy places the organism in Eukaryota, Metazoa, Chordata, Actinopteri, Salmoniformes, Salmonidae.